AUCAACACGCUGCAGUGGGUCUUCCUGCUCCUUCACACAGAGGACAAAAUGAGGAAGGCGUAUUCUUUGGAGAACAGAACUAGAGAAGUCUCUGUUAUAGAAGAUGGUUUCCAGCAGAGGACUGAGUCUCCCUCUAGUCCAGAACAUUCAGAUUCAGACAACAGGAGACAAGCUCACCCUACCCUGUUUGGAAAAUACAGCCAGAGCCUUCAGACCCUGAAACCUUUCCGCUGGUCCUCGCCUGAGUCCCACCCGUUGGACAAUGCAGGUUUCGUGUCUUUUACAACCUUUGCAUGGAUGACCCCCAUGAUGUGGGCCUUGUUCAGGAACAAGCUGGACAUCAGCUCUCUCAACCUGUCUAAGGCGGAUGCAGCAGAAACCAGCGGAGACAGGCUCCAGAGACUCUGGGAGGAAGAAGUGGCAAAGGUUGGCCUGGAGAAGGCUUCUCUGACUCGAGUGAUGCUUCGCUUUCAAAGAACCAGGCUGAUUAUUUCUGUCAUUACUGGUGUCCUUGUCAUGAUUUCAGCGUUUCUGGGCCCGGCUAUUCUGGUCAAUGAGAUCCUAAACUAUGCUGAGUACCCAGAGAAGUCCACAGUGUCCCAUGGUGUUGGUCUGGCCUUCGCAUUGUUCACCACCGAGUUCCUCAAAAUCUACUUUAUAUCCAUGCUGUGGGCACUGAACCUGCGCACAGCCUGCAGACUGAAGGGAGCCUUCUCUGUAAUGGCCUUUGAGAAAGUCAUCUCUCUGCGGGUUCACAGCGGCAUUUCAAUGGGAGAGAUGAUUAGCGUUUUGACCAGCGAUGGCCACAAAUUAUAUGAGGCGGCAUUGUUUGGGAGCUUCGUGCUGUCCAGUCCUGUGCUCCUUAUUGCGUGUGUUGUCUACGCCUGCUACUUUCUGGGCUACACUGCACUGACCGGAGUUUGCACCUACCUCAUCUUCAUCCCCGUACAGUUUGGCUUGGCCAGGCUCAUUAACCUAUUCAGAUGGAGAGCCAUAUUGAUAACCGACAACCGUGUUCGCACAAUGAACGAGAUUCUCAACAGCAUCAAACUUAUCAAGAUGUAUGCCUGGGAAGAUUCCUUUGAAGAGAAAAUUGCAGAGUUUAGGAAAGAUGAGAAGAAGGAAAUUAGGAGUGUCAGUUACAUCCAGAAUAUCAAUGCCAGCAUCACCAGCAUCAUCCCAACCUUAGCCACUGUCCUCACCUUUGUUGUACACACGGCGCUGGGCUUAAAGCUCACCACCACCGAAGCCUUCACCACCAUCGCCAUCUUCAACUCCAUGAGGUUCUGCCUGAGUAUACUGCCCCUGUCUGUGAAGGCCCUGGCUGAGGCUGCUAUAUCACUGAGACGGCUGCAUAAAAUAUUGCUGCUACAGAAUCCAGACAACUACGUGAUCCAUAAAAAAGACAGUGACUCAGCAAUAGUGAUGAAAAACGCUACAUUUUCCUGGAGCAAACCAGACUCCCCACCGAGCUCAGCCAAUGGCAUGACAGGACACAAAGCUGAGGAGAUGCCCCAGGAUAAGAAGGAUGGGACUUUGCCAACCCUGAAAAACAUCUCCUUCACACUGCCAAAGGGCAACCUGCUGGGUGUCUGCGGGAAUGUGGGCAGUGGAAAGACGUCACUGAUUUCCAGCAUUUUGGAGCAGAUGUUCAUUCAGCAGGGCUCCCUCACAGCCGACGGGACAUUUGCCUACGUUUCCCAGCAGGCCUGGAUAUUUCAUGGAACUGUUCAAGACAACAUCCUGAUGGGGGAACCUUUUGACCAGUCCAAAUACGACAGAGCUUUGGAUGCUUGUAGCCUCAGAGCUGACCUGACAAUCCUCCCACAUGGUGAUCAAACUGAGAUUGGAGAGCGAGGACUGAAUCUCUCAGGGGGGCAGAAGCAGAGGAUCAGCCUGGCCAGGGCAGUCUACUCCGAAAGGGACAUCUUUCUCCUGGAUGAUCCGCUGUCUGCAGUCGACGCACAUGUGGGGAAGCACAUUUUUGAAGAAUGCAUUAAGAAGGAGCUCCAGGGGAAAUCUAUCAUACUAAUUACACACCAGCUCCAGUAUCUGGAGUUCUGUGAUAACAUUUUGCUGCUGGAGGACGGCGAGGUGCGGGAGGCUGGAAACCACCAGGCCUUGAUGAAAGCCAACAGACGCUACGCUCAGCUCAUCACCAACUACCAGAUGGAACAGUCUGAAACUGAGAAUAAGGAGGAGGAAGUGUCACCUAAAGACACUGCCCAGCUGGGGGACACUGAGAUAAGGGAUACGACAGACAACGGUUUAGUGAACCCAGCUUUUGACAUGUCGGACGAAGGGGAUGAUGGAAUGACUGCUGACCAAAAAUCUGCUGUCGUCGGUGAUCAGCUGGUCACUGAGGAGUCCACCACAGAAGGCUCCGUCCCCUGGAGAAUCUACCACCAAUACAUCAAAGCAGCUGGAGGCUACAUCGUCUCCUUCCUCACUGUCCUAAUUGUGGUGGGGAUGAUUGGAUCCACAGCCGUCAGCAACUGGUGGCUCAGCUACUGGCUGGGGAUGGGGGAUGGGUUACCCCAUAACAACACUACAAACCACGGUGACAUCUCACAAAACCCAGACCUGUCCUUCUACCAAAUGGUUUAUGGCGGACUGAUGAUUGCCACGGUGGCAUUUGCCAUCCUGAAAUGCUUCACCUUCACUUGGGUUACCUUAAGAGCAUCCUGCAAGCUCCAUGACAACAUGUUUAAGAAGAUUUUCUCGAGUCCCAUGAGUUUCUUUGACACGACGCCAACCGGCCGCAUAGUCAACCGCUUUGCUAAAGAUCAAGAGGAAGUGGACUCUGUGCUCCCCCUCAACAUGGACCCUUUCUUGCAAUUUUCUCUGUUGGUCGCCUCUACGAUAAUCACCGUUGCAGCCGUCUUCCCUGCCAUGCUGAUUGUUGUUUGCAUUUUGGGAACUUUGUUCGGCCUUAUUCUCUUUGUAUUCCAAAGGAGUAUCCGUCAGAUGAAGAGGAUGGAGAACAUCAGUCGCUCUCCCUGCAUCUCUCUCACCACAUCCACGCUGCAGGGCAUGAGCACCAUCCACGCCUACAACAUAAAAAGCAAUCUCAUAAAACUGUUCAAGGUACUGAAUGACAUAAACUCCAACCAUUUUACACUGUUUCACUCUGGAACACGUUGGCUCUCCUUCUGGCUGGACUUCAUGGCUUCGACCAUGAUCUUGAUGGCGUCUCUGUUCGUAGUACUCACCAGUAGUGCCGUAAUCGAUCCGUCUUUGAAAGGCUUGGUCAUGUCCUACACCAUACAGCUGACGGGAGUGCUUCAGUAUGUAGUGAGGCUAUCAACGGAGGUGGAGGCCAGAUUCAACUCUGUGGAGCGGCAGCAGGAAUACAUUCAGGGUUGCAAGUCUGAGGCCCCCAGACACAUAAAGGAGGCUCAAGUCCCAGAUCACUGGCCAAAGGAUGGAUCCAUCACCUUCCAGCACUAUCAGAUGAGGUACAGAGAGAAUACACCAGUUGUUCUCAACGGGCUCCAUUUCCACAUACGAGCUGGAGAGAAGCUGGGCAUUGUGGGAAGGACAGGCUCUGGGAAAUCCUCUUUAGGCGUGGCUCUGUUCAGGCUGGUGGAGCCUGCAGCAGGAAACAUCCUGAUAGAUGGCGUGGACAUUACGGCCAUUGGACUGCAGGAUCUGCGCAGCAAAUUGUCAGUCAUCCCCCAGGAUCCCGUGCUGUUUAUUGGCACAGUCAGGUACAACCUGGACCCAUUCAAAAAGUACAAUGAUGAGGAGAUCUGGGCGGCGUUGGAGAAGACCUACAUGAAAGACUCAAUCUCCAGACUUGAGGGGAAACUAGAGGCCCCAGUGCAGGAGAACGGAGAGAACUUCUCUGUAGGAGAAAGACAACUGAUGUGUAUGGCUCGAGCACUUCUCCGCAAGUCAAAGAUCAUACUUUUGGACGAAGCCACAGCAUCCAUCGAUGCAGAGACAGACGCCUUGAUCCAGAACACCAUUAAAGAAGCCUUCCAGGACUGUACCAUGCUCACCAUCGCACAUCGUAUCAACACUGUGAUGCACGCUGAUCGUAUUCUGGUCAUGGACGCCGGAGAGGUGGCAGAGUUAGACGAUCCAGACGUGCUGAAGCAAAGACCAGAAUCUCUGUUCUCCUCACUCCUCACAGCUGCUAACACUGUCAACACCUGAACCACACACACACACACACACACACACACACACACACACACACACACACACACACUUAUAACUGUAAAAUAGUAAUUAUUUUAACAAAAAAAUCUUAAUCAAUCCUUUCAUAUUGUAAUCUGAACCAGGUGCUUGUAUCAGAUGUCACUGAGCAGCAGACAUGGAGUUUAAUGUUCUUCGGAACAGGACGAAUAGUGAUAAAUUUAUGUCUCCUUUCUGCUGAAACAAGUACCUGGACAAUGUUGUAUCACAUGAUGUUUUUAUUAUUGGAUAUGAAUGUAUAUUUAAAGCAUAUUAUUUAUUGAUUUUCUAUUACUUUGUUUGCUGUCAGGUCUUUGAAUCUGCUGGGUGAAUAUGCACUACAUGUUAUUGCAUUUCAACAUAAAAAAAAAAUUCAGUGUUACUUGUGUAACAUAAAUUUAAAAUAAAUCAUAAAAAUGUUUACGUUCCAGUUGCACUGUGUGUUGUUGGCUCCAAUCCAUGACACAUUACUUUUCUUCCUUGUUAUUUUCUGUCAUUUAAAUAGUGUUCAGAAUAGGGCUGGCAAUCGAUAAAAAAAACCCUUAUUUAUCACAUAAUUUGCUGUGAUUACUUGCAAUUAACUGCUUAUUCAUCUUGACAGCACUAGCUGUGACUCAUUGUUAGCUUUUUGUGUAAUAAUUGGAGCACAAUAUAUCUCAUUACUUAUUUCUGCAGGCUAUUGAGCAGCCUAUUUUGUGUUUUUUUUUCAUCAAUUGACCCACCACCCACUAUCAGCUUCAGUGAAACCAUUUAGAAAUGAGGAAUGAAGGGGUGACGGUAAUGCUCUAGUGCAGCAGUUCUCAACCUUGGGG
This is a messenger RNA of Centropristis striata (black sea bass), 4994 nucleotides long. It is a transcript of the gene abcc12, whose product is annotated as ATP-binding cassette, sub-family C (CFTR/MRP), member 12. Gene Ontology annotation, molecular function: ABC-type transporter activity; ATP binding; ATP hydrolysis activity. Gene Ontology annotation, biological process: transmembrane transport. The coding region runs from base 49 to 4161 and encodes 1370 amino acids. Lineage: Eukaryota; Metazoa; Chordata; Actinopteri; Perciformes; Serranidae. Gene Ontology annotation, cellular component: membrane. The record is from RefSeq and is a predicted model, not a curated record. The transcript has 31 exons.